CUAGCCAAGCACGCCUGCAGUCACAUGACCACCAGUGUAGGAAAAUAAGUCAAGAUAUGUUCUCAGCUAGCAACAACACAGAUGAAGGACCAUCUAGCCAAGCACGCCUGCAGUCACAUGACCACCAGUGUAGGAAAAUAAGUCAAGAUAUGUUCUCAGCUAGCAACAACACAGAUGAAGGACCAUCUAGCCAAGCACGCCUGCAGUCACAUGACCACCAGUGUAGGAAAAUAAGUCAAGAUAUGUUCUCAGCUAGCAACAACACAGAUGAAGGACCAUCUAGCCAAGCACGCCUGCAGUCACAUGACCACCAGUGUAGGAAAAUAAGUCAAGAUAUGUUCUCAGCUAGCAACAACACAGAUGAAGGACCAUCUAGCCAAGCACGCCUGCAGUCACAUGACCACCAGUGUAGGAAAAUAAGUCAAGAUAUGUUCUCAGCUAGCAACAACACAGAUGAAGGACCAUCUAGCCAAGCACGCCUGCAGUCACAUGACCACCAGUGUAGGAAAAUAAGUCAAGAUAUGUUCUCAGCUAGCAACAACACAGAUGAAGGACCAUCUAGCCAAGCACGCCUGCAGUCACAUGACCACCAGUGUAGGAAAAUAAGUCAAGAUAUGUUCUCAGCUAGCAACAACACAGAUGAAGGACCAUCUAGCCAAGCACGCCUGCAGUCACAUGACCACCAGUGUAGGAAAAUAAGUCAAGAUAUGUUCUCAGCUAGCAACAACACAGAUGAAGGACCAUCUAGCCAAGCACGCCUGCAGUCACAUGACCACCAGUGUAGGAAAAUAAGUCAAGAUAUGUUCUCAGCUAGCAACAACACAGAUGAAGGACCAUCUAGCCAAGCACGCCUGCAGUCACAUGACCACCAGUGUAGGAAAAUAAGUCAAGAUAUGUUCUCAGCUAGCAACAACACAGAUGAAGGGUAAGUUCUAUCAGAGUACUUUUGUAUUGUAUAAUUCUCUAUGAUAGUGUCAGAGUGCAUGUUAGUAGUUGGAAUAUCACUUUUAGAUUGAUCAUUACAAAGU
This is a messenger RNA of Homalodisca vitripennis (glassy-winged sharpshooter), 1028 nucleotides long. Its product is annotated as protein starmaker-like. NCBI's taxonomy places the organism in Eukaryota, Metazoa, Arthropoda, Insecta, Hemiptera, Cicadellidae. The record is from RefSeq and is a predicted model, not a curated record. The coding region runs from base 57 to 929 and encodes 290 amino acids. The transcript has 10 exons.